Molecule: messenger RNA, 7896 nt
Organism: Closterium sp. Yama58-4
Lineage: Eukaryota; Viridiplantae; Streptophyta; Zygnematophyceae; Desmidiales; Closteriaceae
Source: the annotation of a GenBank genome assembly
AUGGCUGGCGAUGGGCAGUGUGUGUGUGUGCCUCGCACUGCUCUGCUUCAACACAUUCCUAAGGUUGGUCUGUCGGGAGUGUCUAGUACACAAAAGAACGGCCACAUCUUGCCUAGGGUGCGGAACCUGCCAUCCAACAUGGCGGGAACAGCGUUGUCGCGACAGCUGCGGCAAAUCGCUCUCGCGACGGGCCCUACUGCAGCCGAUGUCGUCACCAAGUCGAGCGGCAAACGAGGGGCGCUCAUUAGGCCGUCCCUUAUUUUCGAGGCAAAGGAAGCCGCUGACGUGGACGCGGAAACCAUUCUACACAUGGCGCAAGCAGCCCCGUACUCCUCUAUCGCGCCACUAUCCUUCACCCGUUGCGCCCAACCCGUCUCACCGUGCGCGCGUGCAGGUCUGGCGGAGCUGGUGGCGAUGGACGCGCGCUUCAAGCCGUUCCUCACCACGCUCUUCUCGCCGGCCAGCCUGCAGACGGAUCGCGACGACGAGCCGCCCGACGUGGUGGCGGCGCUGGACCGGUCGAUCGACGCGUUCCUCAUGCUGCUCUCCGACGCGCUGCUGCUGCCCCCCAGCCACAAGGCGCUCGAGUACCUCAUCCGCAAGUACCGGUGCGCGCACCAACGCCCACUGCUUUUCCCCGAUAGAGCUCCUUCCAUGUUGGUGCAGCAGUGCAACGUGGACUCGCUGGUGCUGGCGGCGCUGCCGUACCACGAGACGAGCCUCUUCGUGCGCAUCGUGCAGCUGCUCUCACUCAAGCACUCCAAGUGGGCGCCAGUGCUGCACGGCUGCAAGGCCAAUGGCGCGGCAAUCCCGAGGGCGCAGCUCGUGCAGAGAUGCGUCAAGGAUGACUCCUUCUUUCAUGCCAUGUGCCAUGCGGUAUGCCUCCUCCAAUGCCAUGUGCCAUGCGGUAUGCCUCCUCCAAUACCAUGUGCCAUGCGGUAUGCCUCCUCCAAUGCCACGUGCCAUGCGGUAUGCCUCCUCAUGCCAUGUGCCAUGCGGUAUGCCUCCUCAUGCCAUGUGCCAUGCGGUAUGCCUCCUCAUGCCAUGUGCCAUGCGGCGGAAAAGGCGGCCACCUGUGUGGUCCGGGACGGCCCUGCAUCAGCGUCUCCCCCCACGGCUCCUGCACCGCCCGCCAUGCGUCUGCUCACCUUCACGAGCGUGCUGCUGCUGGAGGCGCUGGCUGGGAUGCGCGUGUCCGUGGAUACGCUCUCCCACCUGCUGCCCUUUAUCCUCAACGGCCUGCAGCCCUCCGCCCUGCACGAACACAGGCUGGCGGCCAUGAUGCUGGUGUCACAGCUGGCCAACCGCUCGCAGCUCUCCACGCAGGUCGUCAACUCCCUCCUCGUCGCCCUCCUCUCCCCCACCCCUGCCGCUGCUCCCACUGCGCGUGGCGUGAGGGCACCGCCCACCGCCAUCUCCAUGGACGCCUUCCUCGUGGUCGUCCAUCUCUCUGCGACGCAACGGGUCCUGUCCCUCCCAUCCAGGGCAGUCUCCAACAUUCUAACUGACAAGCACUUUGUGGAUGUGCUGAGCGGGGCGGCACACAAGUUCAACACGGCCAAGAUUCUCCACCUGCUUGUUGACGCGCUGCUGCCCAAGAUUGCAACAUCGCAGGCAGCGGCGGAUGUGCUGCUGGCCAUGCUGCGCCAGCUGCCGCGGGCAGCUCUCUCCCCGCUCGUGCCUCGCCUUGCCCUCUCCCUGCUGCGUUUCGCCAUCGGCAAGGGCCUGCCACAGGGGCCCCCUGUCGUGCUCUCCUCCCUGCGUCAGUUUCACACCUCCAACUCAACUGCUCCUGUCCUGUUCUCCUUCUGCCAUUCUGCAUUCCUCUGCUCUGACUUCCUCAAAUCCUCAAUUGCCAUUCCUUCCCGUUCUGCCCUCUGCACUCCCCGAACCCCAACCCUGUCAGAACCUCGCAUCCAGCCGCUACUGCUGGCCCUCUCUCUCAAGUUCACCUCACCGACUGAUGCUGCCAUCGCUGCAGUCUUGGAGUGGCAAGUGCGGAAGGCAGCAGUGGAGCAGCUCCCAGCGCUCAUGGCGGCAGCAGGGAAGCACAUGGACACGGACGAGGCGGCUCAAGGCGAGGUGCAGUCAUUUGUGUCAUCUGCGCUGCAGCGUCGACUGGCAGAUGACAGCUGGGAAGUGCUGCACGCUGCUGUCACCUCUCCGCUCCUCCCACGUGCCCUUUCUGCCUCUCUACUCGUCGCCCCUCUCAAAGCCAUUCUCCUCCGCCCCCUGCCGCCUACCUCUGAGCCACUGCCUGCUCACAUCAAGGAGUGUCAGAGCACCGCCCUUCACCUCCUGCGCACGGCUCUGUUGCUGCUUGCACUUCUUGGGGCGGCACACAGCCUCCCUGCCACGUCAGCUUCGCUGGAGUCCGCGCUGCAGUCACGUGGCAAUGUUAGCGUGGCAGGGAGCAUGGAGCUCCAAGAGGCGAAGGAAGGAGGAGUUAUGGAUUUUGCGGAGGAGGCAGUGGGGCUGGUGCAGGAUGCGUGGAAGGGAGUGGUGGCGCAGGCAGUGCAGGGGAGUGGAGGGGAGGGGGAGAAGAGACGGAAGGGUGCUGCCUCUGUCCACCUGGAUGCGCUGCUCUCCUCUCUCGCUCAGGCCGCAUUCUCAGCAGCUCCAGACGUGCAUGCUAAGAUCUUCACGCUGCUCUCCACACUCCCCGCCUCCUCCGUCGACUCCCUCAGCCUCUCAGCCGACCUUACCAUCUCAUGCCUCUCAUCCCUUCUGAGGAAGCUUCCAGGAGCCACCCGGAUAAGUGAUAGUGUGUCAGGACCACGUCAGCAGCGAGGAGUUGUGGCAGGGCGCGUGUUUGAGCUGCUGAUGGGCACAGCAAGUCCCAGGGCUGCUGCUCUGGCGGCAGCACGCAUAGCCGGUGCAGUGCAAAGGAGGGCAGAGAGGCAGGGGGGAAAGAGCGAUGGUGAGGGAGGUGGGCGAGUGGAGCUUCAAGAGGCCAUGUUGCAAGCGGUGAGGGACAUGGGUCUGCAUGCAGGGGAGAUGGCAGGAGGGGAAGAGGGCAGCACGGGUCAGCAAGGCAUAGCUUCUCUGCUGCAGCUGCUGCUGGCAGGAUUCGCCACCCGAGCCUCCCUCCUCACCUUCCUGGACCCCUUCCUCCUGCCGUCCCCCUCGGGCUCGUCUCACUCACCCUCCCUCCAACUAGCAGCGCUCUCCCUCCUCCCUGCUGUAGCUGCUGCUGCAGUGCCAGGGGACGCCAAGGCCAAUGAGGAGCUGCCACAUGUGCUUGUGGGACUGCUGUUGCGCCUUAUGGUGGCGGUGCAGAGCCCUCACAAGCCUGUUCGCAAGGCAGCUCUGCACGCGUUCGCGACCCUCACGCAGGCGACCGCCACUCUCCCGAGUUCCAAUUCCACCCUGCCCUCUCCUGCCUCUCUCUCACUCCUUGCAUCCGCUUUCUCAUCCGCCAAAGAUGUUCUCCUCUCGGACCCCUCCCUACCAUUUGCCCUCUCCUUCUCCUCCACUGUUGCCCUCUCCCCCGCCUUCGCAUCUGCUGCAUCCUCCACCUCCAUUCCUUCCAAACCCGGCCAAGCUGCUGCUCUGCUCAUUCGUCUGCUGGACCCCUCGUUUGCUGGGUCCACUGGCUCCAGCUUGACUCCCUCUGACCGUACUGUCCUGCUCUCGGCUCUCUUCAAUGCUGCUCUCAGCCUUCCCCCAUGGCCUCAGGCCCUUGCUCUCUACAUGCUCGCAUCAAUCCCAGCAGCCACUGCUCUCCUCCCGCUGGGCCAACUGCUGCCUCGCCUGCACGAGCUGCUCUCCCGCCGCCUGCACUGCCACCUGCAGCAGGCGCAAAGCGCUGCUGGGCUGCCACUGCCACAUAAGCCAGCAUCAGUGGAUGGAGAAGCACGGUCGGGGGGGAGGCUGGAACUGGAUGAGGUGCACCUGCUGGCUGUGGGCUUGCAGCUUGUAGCUGCGGCCGCAUCAGGAGGUGGGCAGGGAGGGGCUCAGGCAGAAGCAGAUGUGGACGAGGAGAUGAGGGAGGAAGGAGGCGAAGGAGAGGAGAGAGCGAAAGAUGGGGAGGAGAAAGCGCAGCACACAGCAGGGAAAGGCGUUUCUGCUGUUGACGUUGCACCGCUGCUGUUCAUGGCAAUGCAGGUUCAGGGUGCCAUAUCAGCUGAUGACGUGGCAGUGGAAGCCCCAUCUAUCACGGCAGCAGGUGUGGUCACAAAUGACUUCUUGGAGGCGCUGCCAGACAACCACCAGGAUGGGCUCGUGGCGAGUCUGCUCUUCCUCAUGGCAGCAUCUGAGGCCUCGCCUGCAGCGCGCCAAGCAGCCAAGGAGGCACUUCGGCGCCUCAAGCUGAGCCCAACCAUGCUUGCGCGCCUCAUCACGGCCCUCUUCUCUCCACCAUCAGUGUCUCACGGCACCCCUCAGUCGACCAGGUCCAACAAGCCAGACAUGGGUGCCUAUGUGCCGCUGUCUGACUCGCUGCCAGUGGAACGACGUGUGGCUGCCGCUACUGCUCUGCUGGAGAUGCUGCUGUGGAAGGAGGACGUCACAGCACAGCAGACCUCUGUUCUCUCCCACUGCUGGCCGAUGCUACCGGCACCCAACUCCACGGAUGCAGAGGGAGAGGGGGGGGAGCAGGGAGGGCAUCAGGCAGAGGAUGGGGAGGGCGAUGCGGCAGGGAGUGAGGUUGCAAUGAGCGCCCAGAUGCUGGGAGCCGUUGAAUUCGUGCUGCAGCUGGUGCUGACGGUGGCGCGCAACGCCCUCUCCUCACACACACACGUGCAGGAGGGACAGGACGAGGAAAUGGAGAGUGAGGGGGAGGAGGAUGAAGAGGGCAUGGAGCAUGGGGAGGAGGAGUGUGUGGUGCACAUGGUGGGGGCGGCAGUGGAGGUGGUGAAGGGGCGGAGGGACCCUGCCACUGCGAGUGCAGCCAUAGCAGUGCUGGCAGCUGCGGCGGAGAGGCAGCCAGAGGAGGUGGUGGAGCACGUGGUAGCGGUGCUCUCUGUUGCCACCACAACCACCCUCGCCCUCGACAUUCGGGAGUCGCACGAUGCCAUCCACCGGCUCGUGGAGGCAGUGCUUCCUGCAUGGCUGCAUCACAACCAGGAUGUCACUCCCCUGCUUCAGAUGGUCGUCUCAUCCCUGCCCUCCAUGCUUCAUCUCCACCGCAUCGCCCUCCUCUCUGCUCUCCUCAGAGGAGUCUCUCCGUCGUUGGGCCUAGCUCCGCUUCUGCUGCUGCUGCUAACCACCACAGGCGUCACACCCUCCCUUCUCACAGCACAUGCCGAGAAUUCCAAAGAUACCCCUCGCUCUGCGCGGGCACGCAGGCAGGCAGCUCUGCAGCAGCACGCAUACUGGAGGCGGCGGGGGGACAGCACAGGCGAUGAGAAGCUAGGCGAGUGGGGGCUCAGCCUGGCAUUUGAGCUCUGUUCACAGGUUCCAGGAAGCAUCCGACUGGAGGCGUAUGUGAAGCUCUUGGAAGCCACGUGCCCUCCAAUCAUAGCGCGACGGAAGGCGAGUGCAGCAGCAGAUGAGGCGUGUGGUUGGUGGAGUGGGACGGGUCCAGAUGAUGAUGUGGUUGUGGUGAGCUUCGUGGGUGCAGAGUUGCCGGCUGCAGUGGCAGCUAUGGAGGAGGAUGUGGGGAUGGAGGGAGGGGCAGAUGCAGCAGAGGGUGCAGAGGGAGGGCUCAACAAUGAGGGUGCCGCUGCAAUGGUAGCCCGUGACACCCAACACCGACAGCUGUUCGUGUCUCUCUUAGAGCAUGUGGUUCUCCGCCUCCGUGCCACUGCUGCUGCUGCUGCUGCCGCUGGUGCUGUGGCCUCUCCCAUCGCCGCCCCAUCUUAUCCUCCUGCUCUCAAGGACAGGGCGGACUUGGUGGCUUCAGCAGCAUAUGAGCUGCUGCAGAUUCUGGAUUCCGUCACCCCCAGUGGUGUGUUCCUGCAGGCUGUGCAGACGCUACUGACUAACCCCAGCACACACAUUCGAUGCAAGGUUCUUCGGCUGCUUGCUGCCCGAGUGCGGGCUUCCGUGGCCCACACCCUCAUGCCGCAUAGCCGGGGCAAGGCUAGGAGCAAGCAGCGGUUGGCGCAGGCAGCUCAAGAAGAAGCGAGGGAGUAUGCAUCGGUGGCAGGACAGCUGGCGCACAUGGGCGCUCUCGAGGGGGCUGACAGGUCGUUGGCAACACAAAUGGCUGCUCUGCAGACACUCGAUGCCAUAAUCAAGCGCUUCGCGUCGUUGGCUUCUGACGACUUUUCCUCGGCACUGACCCCUCUUAUUCGUAUCAUCUCCGCUCACUCGUCCCCACCACUCCUCACUGCUGCUGCGUUGCACUGUCUCUCCUCCCUCGCAUCCUCCCUGCACCAUCUGCUGCUGCCCCACCUGCCUGUCCUCAUGCCGCCACUAUUCGCCUCAGCUGAUCGGGCCCUUGCUGCGGCAGGAAAUGGGACAGUGGAGGAAACUAAGGCAGAUGAGGGGGAUAGGGAGGUUGGGGAUGAGCAGAUGGAGGAGGAGGGUGGGGGGCAUGGGAGAUCGGAGGUGGUGAGUGAGGGGGUGGCACAUGACCUGCUGGCUGCUGUGUUGCAGGCUCUGGAAGCCAUGCUGGCGGCCAUGGGCCCUCUCCUCUCUCCCUUCACUCCUCGCAUCCUCGCUUGCACAUGUUUCAGUCCCGUGCUUCUCUGCUGCCCCUCAGCCUCGGUGCUGCAACAUGCCCAUGCUGUGCGACAGCUGCUCAUUCAGAAGCUUCCUAUGCGGCUGCUUCUGGACCCUCUGGUCUCCUCCUGGACCACGGCCACAGCUGCAGGCCCUGCCCCCUCUGCUGCUCUGCUGCACAUGCUGGCUCGUGCUGCUUCCCACAUGGACCGGGCUGCCGCAUCCACCUUCCACGCCCGCAUCUUCGACUUCCUCCUCCUCCGCACCUUCGAUGUCCGCCGCGCCCCUCCCUUUCCGCCCUCUACUGACAGCUCCUCCAAUCAGAGACUGCCAGGUGGCAUGCAGAUGGUAACAGCUCCUGAUGUGGAAGGAGCAUCAGUGGCCGCAAUGGUGGGGUUGGUGAUGAAGACGAGUGAGAGUGUGUUCAAGCCCAUGUUUGUACGCGUGUUGGAGUGGGCAGCCAGUGAGUACGCUGCUGAUGGCGAUGCCAUUUCGCCAGCAGGCAGAGUGGAGCGACACCUCACUCUCUUCGGUCUCGUCAACGUUCUCUCGGACAAGCUCAGGUCGGUGUUCGUGCCAUACUUCCAGUACCUCUUUGACAUUGCCAUUCGCCACCUUGUUGGCACUGCUGAUGCUGCCAAGGGGGGAAUUAAGAAGAAGAGGCGCAAGUCAGCAAGCGUGGCAGCAACAGCAGAGGACAGCAUUGCACAGUGGCAGCUGAGGCACCUAGUGGUGUGUGCUCUGCACAAGUGCUUCCUCUAUGACUCCAACGCCGCCUUCUUGGAUGCAACACGCUUCCAGGCUCUCCUGGAGCCCCUCGUAUCUCAGAUCGACAGAGAGCCUCCAGCUGGGGUGGCUUCCAUUGUUUCUGCUCCGUCUGCUCCAGAAGCUCACUCAGUGGCUUCUCAGCUGUCAGAGGCACACCUGAUGCUGGAGCCCUACAUUGCAGCGUCUGUCCCAAGCAUCAGCGCCGUGGAUGAUGAGCUCGUGACAUGCCUCGGUGAAAUGACCAUUGCAGGGGGGUCUGAUAUCCUCUGGAAGCAGCUCAACCACCAGGUUCUGAUGUGCACUAGGAGUGAGCGGGUGCGGUCGCGUCAGCUGUCUUUACGUGUUGUCAACGAGAUUGUGGAUCGGGUUCAUGAAGAGUAUGUUGUGCUGCUGCCGGAAUCGAUCCCCUUCCUGGCAGAGCUGUUGGAAGAUCCAGAUGCCAAUGUCGCUGAGAGUGCGAAGAGCCUGGUGAAGAAACUGGAGGAGCUCAGUGGUGAGGAACUCACCCAGUACUUUUAA